AUGUGGAAUGCUAAACCUCACGUCGAUCACCGACAUUUGUCCUGUGCACCAAAACAACAAAGUCGGAUAGAUUUAUGGAAUCAUUGUGACUACGACUUCAUGAAUAAGAAAGAGACAAAUUCAUCGUCUGCAAAAAACGGGCCUAUCACACAAAGCGCUAUCCAACUAAAUUGUUAUGAUAAUAUGCCGACUCGUGGUCCUAGCCCUCAGAGAACUCCAGAACAAUUCUAUGUCCGUUGCAUCCCUGAUACAUCUCUGUCCAGGCGAACUUCGCGAAAACAAUGUGUACACCCCACAGAGCUAUUGCAACAUCGAUCUAUGAUUGAACUCGAUACAUCUCUAAGGUACAGCCCUACAGGAGAUCCUGCGACGUGUACUAAGAAAAACAUGUGCUCAGAGGUCCAAUCGUUCCAAUGGCUCUGCCGCCAGUCCCCGUCUGUUGGGUCGCCAGGAUCUUCUGCCCCAAUGAAUUCUGGAUUCAUACGUUUCACUAUUCAGGACUUAAUUCAACAAGAAAGUUGCAUGAAUCCUUUCAGUUUCCCACUUGAUCAACCAUCUCGUUUAGUUCGUAUUGAAUGUCGUAAACUGGGAUGCCGGUGUGUACUAAAAAAUGAAUAUGCUUUAGCCUUAAAAAUAGUACCCAAUGUAACAAUGGUUCAGGGCAAUUGGAUUUUACCCAAAUCAACUGUGAACCAAGUUUCCAAAAGUCAUCGUUUGAUCAACAACCCAUGGUCGCAUCAAAAUCGUACUGGAACAGGAUCUGUGAUAUAUCCACUACCUGGUACGUUGUCCCACUCAUCUGAGGGAUCUGGUAUUAUCCCCGCCCCUGUUAUACUCACCACUGUUUGUCCAUCUUGGUUUGAAAUAAUCCAUAAAACGAGGAGUGGACCCACUGAUGUGAGCAAUGGUCUCUCUCAGGAUGUCCCUGUAUGGUCAACCGGUAAAGCGUUGUGGCGUGCAAGACCAAAAUAUUUCCUCAUCCGCAAACCCACACAAUGCAUGUUUGCCGCGCCCAAACAAGCCUUUAUUCAGCACUCCUCAGAUGCAGUCAAACAAGAUCAGCUAGUAUUAAAUAUCAACGCUGAUAAUGUGGUAAGCCUAAGGGCAGGAACUGUGCUUCACUUGCUGGGCUGUCGUCUAACCCGUCUGGUUCAUCAGACGCCCGUGUAUUCGGAGGCGAGCAACAAUAGUUUUCACUCCCCCGCAUCAUUCAUGGGGCGUCCACGAACAAAAACUAUUUCCAUGCUUCAGUGCGCAAUUGUGGGAGAUAAGGCACUAGCCGAUCUAGCUUCUGUUGCAGUGGAUUUACCCGCAGAAGAUGCUCUACACUGGUUUACUGAUGGCCCCAGAUUGGUAUACAUACCACUGGAUUCAAAAUCUCUUUCCUGCACACCUGUGGCUGUGAAAAAAACAGUGAGAGCAGGUGACUGUACAGGAAAGAAGCAGUGCGACUCGGGCGUAUUCAGUCUUAUUUCACUACUCACCGAUUAUCGAUUGCCCCUUCUUCUUCGGCCUGUUUCCGCACUGCGUCCUAACGAGUGGUCCAAUGGAGAGCGUGGGAUUAAUUUUUCGCUUGACUCUGAUCGAAGCGUCAAGCAUCCCCUACUGCAAAUUACAUCUUGUUAUCAUGGUGACCUGAUAUUUCUAGAACCCAUUUUCGAGUGCCAAAAUCCAGCUCCAUCUGUUAGCUUCCGGUCAACUGACUACCCGUGUGCCAAAACCGGUAAGGCUAACAAUGCAAGCCGCUUCUUUGUUGUGACGCCGGAUAUGCUCUGUCAGCACAAUUUUUUUGUUGCAGAAUCAUCCACAGUUGCUCAGCACGAACGGGAAUUGGAAACACACGCCUCUAGGGUGGCCUACUUUUUAGCCGCAUGUCAUCCCGCCCAAGGUCUGAGUUACCUGCUGAAGCAUCUAGAAGACAUAACCCAGUCGUCAAACACUGGCCCUUCUCAUGUACCACUAACUCGCACGCUCGGACCACUUAGUCGCUAUUCCAGAUAUGCUGAUAUGCAAUCCACCAUUGCAAGUCUAUCGGCAACUGCUGCUCUGGCAACUGAUGACUCAACAGAAUUUACAAACACUUCAGUGUAUAGCUCUGAACUUCAGAGUGAAUCAUGUUUGACCAAAAACCUAUCUAGCUCAUCUCUUGCUUUUAGUGGACAGUAUCCAUCCUCUGUGAGCUUGCUGGGAUCUGGGAUUGGUCAGACACGUUCAAGUUUGUCUUCCUCGUUGCUAGCUAGUGAAGAACAUCAAAUGAAUGCCUUAUGUGACGAAAUUGAGGAUAUUUACUACUAUGUUCGAAAUGGUCGAUUCCCGACGCAGUCUAGGUCGAUGACCUCUUUGGCCCAUCACCAUGCAACAUCACCACUGCAAGCGGAACGUAUACCACAAACAUCUGCCCCAAUAUCGCCGCAAGCUUAUCCGUCUGUCAGUGGUCGCAUGCAUUAUGGUCGCGUGCAAAAGCGAUCUCCAAAAUCUGGACGUCAAUCUAUUAAUAAUGGCACUGAAGUGGAACAAAUUUAUGCAUCAGUCCCGCAAAUCUGGAAAAAACCAAUGUUAUUAGUACCUAAUAGCAAAGACGAGAGUGGCCUGAGAAGUACACAUAUGAUAACUCAUGAAGCGUCGUCUAGCAGGAAUCGACAAAGAUAUUGCGCAGAUAUGAAUGGGGAUAACGCCGGUCGAUUUGAGACGGAGCCAAAACCAAUCUGCGACCCAUUGGCGAAUAAAGAAAGCGGAGUGUUCAUGUCAGUGCCACGUCCCGUUACUCGGUGUUAUGUACCGGUGCAACAUAAUUUGGUACAAUCAGCUGGAGGAAAAUUUCCUCAUGCAAGUUCAAAGUUAUACACAAACAAGAAGGUUUUGAACAUGUCAGUUUCUAAUGGAAAACCAGAAUCACGCGUCACAGCUACCAUUAAGGCUGAGGGAUCACAGAACCAGUGUAUAAGGGCAGAAACAUCAUCACAAACACGUGCCCAGACAACCUUCGCUACUGCUGAUGGAAUGCAACCCCAGGUUGUCAGAAUGGUCCCAGCAUCUCCAACCCGAGGAAUCCCACCGAUUGUGUUCCGAUCAGCUGAUCUGUUGUCAUCUAGUAGACAAACUGGGAGUCAACAAUCUAUCUGCAACCCUAGUUCUUGUAAAAUUCCAGAAGACUUUCACCCCUUAGCCCCAGACGCAUCAUUUUCAAAUGCACAAUCACAGUUAAAAAUGGUGCACUCAAUGAACGAAACAUCGAAUAUUAUCCGGCGUUUUCCCACGGAUUCUACUCUAUUCUGUUCCUCGACAUCGGCGCAACGACAAAGUCUGGGGAACUUUAAUGAUGCAAAAGUUGCUCCUUUGGUAAACUCUGUUCAGCUGAUCGGUUCACGACAAUCAAAGGAGUAUGACAGUGGCCUGAGUGAGCAGAGACAAGGAUGCAAUGCACUGGGAUAUCACUUACCAUCUGCAGAGUUAAACUCUCGGAGAACUCGGAAUAUCCACUCUUCUCAACAGAACACAACACUCGAUUCAGUGGCAUGCAGUAAUUACGGUAAACAACCAACAGCUCUCAGCAAUUCAGUCGAAUUCUGUGAACGGUUUUGCACAGAUAUGUGUUCUCGGAAAGACAUUAUUCUUCCCCCUCAGGAUGCAAAUCGGUCACACAAUCAUAAGUCUUCCUCAAAAGGUCCCGUAACCCCAACAAAAUCGGUGUUUUUCAGCGAAUACUCUAGCUGGCACAGUUUUCGACCUAUUCCUAUGGAGCUUAGUCGACGUCAAAUGCCACGGGAAUUCGACGAAACGGUGUGCAUUAAUGACUCUGGCUCACGUUCACUUCAGUUCUUAGGAGCUUCACAGCACAUCGAGUUAUCUAACUCUUCGCCAGAUACUGGAAUCGGCGUCGACAGUGGGAUAGAUGUGACUAUAUCACACACACCAGUUGUGCCAACAAGAUAUUUCAGCCGUGGAAACUGGAUUCCAAACAACUUUCAAGUAAACCCCAAGGAACAAUCCGGUGCUAGGUUACAUGGUUCCCCUUCCCAGUAUUAG
Opisthorchis viverrini is the source of this 4026-nucleotide messenger RNA. RefSeq lists its product as hypothetical. The record is from RefSeq and is a predicted model, not a curated record. The transcript has a single exon. NCBI's taxonomy places the organism in Eukaryota, Metazoa, Platyhelminthes, Trematoda, Opisthorchiida, Opisthorchiidae. The coding region runs from base 1 to 4026 and encodes 1341 amino acids.